Micropterus dolomieu (smallmouth bass) is the source of this 1369-nucleotide messenger RNA. RefSeq names its product BTB/POZ domain-containing protein 2-like. NCBI's taxonomy places the organism in Eukaryota, Metazoa, Chordata, Actinopteri, Centrarchiformes, Centrarchidae. Gene Ontology annotation, cellular component: P-body; cytosol. The record is from RefSeq and is a predicted model, not a curated record. The transcript is spliced from 6 exons. Gene Ontology annotation, molecular function: protein binding. Gene Ontology annotation, biological process: neurogenesis. Bases 16 to 1350 code for a protein of 444 amino acids.
GAAAUACACAAAGCGAUGAAGUGUGUUGUUUACGCCUACGCUAGGUUCAAGAUGGCUGCUGGAGACAACAGCGGCAGGCCUCCUUGCCUUAAUUUCUCCGGCCCGGGUCCUUUGGGAAACAGCCAGCCCAGUAACAGCGUUUUCUCCAUGCCAGCAUCCAACGGCGGAGCGGCCGGUGCGGCCGGGGGAGCACAGGGAGCAGCGAGGCGGCCCAACCCGCAGCUGGGGCCUGGCGGGGGAGACAGCAACGGUGUUUCGACCGGAGCUCCGCCGACUGCGCAGAACUCCCUGCAGCAGUCCGCUGCGGCAGGUGCUGCGGCAGCCGGAGCCAUGGCCAACCCGGCGUCCAACAUGGCAACCACCGCAGCGUCAAACGCGUCUUCCGCGGCAGCACCGAGCGCCACUCCGGCAGCUGCGUCUGUGCUGGUGUAUCGAGAGCCAGUGUACAACUGGCAGGCGACGAAGAGCACCGUCAAGGAGAGAUUUGCUUUCCUCUUCAACAACGAAGUGCUCAGUGACGUUCAUUUUUUAGUGGGCAAAGGAAUGGGGGUUCAGAGGAUACCUGCGCACAGGUUUGUUCUGGCUGUGGGGAGCGCAGUGUUUGAUGCCAUGUUCAACGGCGGGAUGGCGACGACCUCAACGGAAAUCGAGCUUCCUGAUGUGGAGCCAGCUGCUUUUCUGGCCCUGCUAAAGUUUCUCUACUCUGAUGAAGUGCAGAUCGGGCCUGAGACUGUGAUGACUACGCUAUACACCGCUAAAAAGUAUGCAGUGCCAGCCCUGGAGGCGCACUGUGUGGAGUUCCUCAAGAAGAACCUGAGAGCAGACAAUGCUUUCAUGCUGCUCACACAGGCACGGUUGUUUGAUGAGCCUCAGCUUGCCAGCCUCUGUCUAGAAAAUAUUGAUAAGAACACAGGAGAUGCUCUCGCCGCUGAAGGCUUUACAGACAUAGAUUUAGAUACAUUGGUGGCAGUGCUGGAGAGGGAUACUCUCGGGGUGAGAGAGGUGCGUUUGUUUGGUGCUGCAGUGCGUUGGGCAGAGGCGGAGGCUCACAGGCAGCAGCUGCAGCCAACGCCCGAGAACAAGCGUAAAGUCCUGGGCAAAGCUCUCACACUCAUCCGCUUCCCUCUCAUGACCAUUGAGGAGUUUGCUGCAGGUCCAGCCCAGUCCAGUAUUCUGACAGACCGAGAGGUGGUGAGUCUCUUCCUUCACUUCACAGUGAACCCAAAGCCUCGUGUAGAUUUCAUUGAUCGGCCGCGCUGCUGCCUCCGCGGGAAGGAGUGCAGCAUUACACGUUUUGGACAGGUGGAGAGCCGCUGGGGUUACAGUGGGACAAGCGACCGCAUACGGUGAGUGAGGAGAAGAGCAUUUA